AUGCUCGAAUCCAUCUUUGAGCCUAUCGCCGAUGCGGCCGGCGCUCCGAUCGACUACAUCAAGCUCUUUAGCUGUUUGCUCCUAGCAUUUCCACUAGCUGCAGUCUUUCCAUACCUCCCAAGUCCAGCAGCGAAACAUUUCUACAGCAUAGGAGUAUCGUUCAUCUUCCUUGUGCCUCUUCUCAACCUCUGCUCUGGUUUCCUCCAGCUGGUCGGCUCAGCUUUGCUGACUUACUACAUCUGCAUCUUCAAGGUCGGAGGCAAGAACAUGCCUUGGCUCGUUUUCGCGCUGCAAAUGGCUCAUCUCACCUACAACCACGCUGUGCGCAAGUUUGGCGGCAUCCCACUCUCCACGAUUGAAAUUACGGCCAUGCAGAUGGUAGCGGUGAUGAACUUGUCCACUUUUGCUUGGGAUUGCUACGAUGGUCAGAUUCGCACCCAAGAGCAAUGUGAUGAUGCGCAAAAGAAGAGUCGCAUCACCGAGAUGCCCUCUGUGCUGGAGUUUUUGGGUUAUGCUUUCUACUUUCCUGGUGUUCUCAUCGGUCCUUCCACCCGUUUCGUCGAUUACCGAGCCUGGAGCACCGGCCAACUUUUCGCUUCUCCCAAAGGUAAGGAGAAAGCCAUCGCGACCUCUGGCCCUGAUUGCUACCCUCGCGGUCGCAUCUUUGCCUCUCUCCGCCAACUCACCGCUGGCCUCGUCUUCAUGGCUAUCUACACCCUAUUCGCCCCAGCUUACUCGUACGAAAAGCUCAUCGGCCUUCACGGUGGACUCUCGCAUCUCGCCUGGUACCAAAAACUCAUCUGGAUGCAAAUCGCCGGCUUCAUGGCCCGCACCAAAUACUACGGCAUCUGGUCACUCACCGAUGGAGCUUGCAUUCUAUCGGGCCUCGGUUACAACGGUAUCGAUGGCCAAACGGGCCAAACGAAAUGGAAUCGAUGUCGCAACAUCGAUAUCCCCAAAAUCGAAUUCGCCAACAAUUGGAAAGAACUUCUGGAUCAUUGGAACAUGAACACCAAUGUAUGGCUCCGUAACAACGUCUACAAACGCAUUGCUCGUCCAGGCAAGAAACCAGGAUUCAAAUCGACCAUGACUACCUUUUUCACUUCCGCCUUCUGGCACGGAUUGGAACCGGGUUACUAUCUCUCUUUCAUCCUUGCUGCUUUCAUGCAAUCUGCGGCCAAGAUGUUAAGGAGACACCUUCGACCGAUUUUCUUUGCUCAACCUAACGUUGCCAAUCCCACCUUUUCCAACGUCUCGACUUACUCGCCUGAGCAGUUGCUGUAUUGUAUAGCGAGCGUGAUCGUUUCGCAGCUUACGCUGAAUUAUGCGGUGGCGCCGUUUAUGCUGUUGGAGUUGAAAGCUUCCAUUGCGGCAUGGAAGGCGGUUUACUUUUAUGGACAUGUGUUGACCUUUUUAGCGAUCAUGGCCUUCCAGAAUGGCUUGGGAAACGCGUUGGAUAGGAAGAGUGGCAACGUGAACAGUAAGAAGAGGGCGGAGGAGGGCGGGAGAGCUUUCGUCUCGGGCUUCACCACGCAUACCGAUUCGGAUGCGGAGGCCUUAUUGAGCAAUAGAACGAGCAAUGGUGGAGGCGGACGAGGUAAGAAGGAUGCAUUGGAUGAAGAGGCGAAAGAGGUGACUGCGUUGGCUCCUGAGCCUAUAUCCUAA
Molecule: messenger RNA, 1665 nt
Organism: Ustilago hordei
Lineage: Eukaryota; Fungi; Basidiomycota; Ustilaginomycetes; Ustilaginales; Ustilaginaceae
Exons: 1
Coding region: 1-1665 (554 amino acids)
Biological process (GO): lipid modification; glycerophospholipid biosynthetic process
Cellular component (GO): membrane; endoplasmic reticulum
Molecular function (GO): 1-acylglycerol-3-phosphate O-acyltransferase activity; 1-acylglycerophosphocholine O-acyltransferase activity
Source: RefSeq, a predicted model, not a curated record